AUGACACGUAUCGUGGAAGAUUCCCGGAAAUAUUACACACUGAAGAGUUUUGGCCCAAAUGACCAACGCACGAGGGAGCUCUGGGUGGACAUGGGUGACCUCAGACAUGGUCAAGUCAGAGUGCAUGGCAUUCUCUCAAAUGCACACAAACAAGCAGCGAGAGUGGUCCUGUCGUUUGACUUUCCCUUUUAUGGCCAUUUCCUGAGGCAGAUCACCAUAGCAACAGGAGGUUUUAUCUUCUUGGGAGAUAUUACACACCGCAUGCUGACCACCACUCAGUACAUCGCUCCUCUGAUGGCCAAUUUUGAUCCAAGCUUCUCCAAAGACUCCACAGUUCAAUAUCUAGACAAUGGUGAGGUGUUUGUGGUCCAGUGGGGAAAAGUAAGACUUCAGGGCAGAGAGAAAGAUGGUGCAUUCACUUUCCAAGCCGCCCUCCACAAAUCAGGAACAAUAUCAUUCAGCUACAAAGAAAUUCCCCUUUCAUUAGAUAAGAUAGGCUCUGCAGACCAUCCAGUCAAGGCUGGCCUGUCCGAUGCAUUCAUGAUCACCUCAUCCACGGCUCCAGCCCCAGAUGGAAAACAGACCAUUUAUGAGUAUCAUAGAGUUACAAUUGACCCAUCCAAAAUUAAAAACAACUCUGCAAUUGAAUUUACUGAACUGCCAACCUGUUUGCAGCACAACAGCUGUGAUCUCUGCCACUCUGCAAAUGAGGCUUUGGGUUGUAGCUGGUGCCAUGUUCUCCAGAGGUGCUCUGAUGGCAUGGACAGACACAGGCAGGAAUGGUUGGACUUUGCUUGUUUUGAAGAGAGUGAUGAUGUAACCUGUGAAGAUUAUUUCAGCAACGAAACAUCUAUUGAUCCUUCAGUUACAGCUGAGAGCGAAGGAAAGAACCGGGUGACAACUCUGCAAACUGGCUGCAAGAGAAACGGAUUUUCAGAUGGGACAAAAAAGACAAUGAUCACUGGAAAUGAUAUUAAAACAGACUCUUCAUCAAAAAAGAAAAAUCAGCCCAACUUGGCCAUGAUCGCCGGCAUCAUUGUGGCGUUGGUGUUGAUUUUGUCUUUGGUAGUCGUAGCUGUUUUUAUAAAUUGCUAUCCAGCAGUCGCCUCACCACUUCACCACAUCCAACGGAGGGGCAGUUACUGGCCAGCCUUGAAGUUUCAGAACCAAAAACCUGGAUAUUCAGAGAUGGAGGACUGUAUAGUAGAAACUGGACCUCGAUGA
This is a messenger RNA of Knipowitschia caucasica, 1224 nucleotides long. Lineage: Eukaryota; Metazoa; Chordata; Actinopteri; Gobiiformes; Gobiidae. The record is from the annotation of a GenBank genome assembly.